UGUCUUCCCGCUGCAGCCGCCCGAAGAAAAAAAAGAGGAACCCAGCCAUGCCUUGGAAGAUUGGUGAGAAAGCUUGGUUUUCUCCUUCUUUUCUUGCUCUAGAACACUUCUAGAACCCAUAAAUCUCUCCCCCUCUGCUGGAAAAUCCGGAUCUGCUCUGUCCUUCCUCUCUUGUCCGCCAGCCCUUCCUGCUUUGUGGGGGCGAAUUGCUUGAUUUUUUGCCCAUGAGCUUUCUUCUGCACUACCGCCGGCUUCUCCCCCUGCCAAGUCCGGUUCUGCAACUGGAAAAUUUAUGGUAGUAAUUAGACCAUGAUUUAGCUUGAUUCAAGUGAAUUUAUGUGAUUGAGUGUUAAUUGAUUGCUGUGAUUUUUGGAGAAAAUCCCGUGAAUUAGCUAGUGUUUUGGCCAAUUUUUGGAAGUGCAGUUACUGUUCACGGGUACUGUUCACAUGGUACUGUUCACACACCGAGGGCCAACAAUUAACGGGGAUUUAAAUGAUUAGUUUGUGAUAUGAGAAUGAUUUUGGAGAUAUUUGAUCAUGUGGAGAUUUAUGGAAAUAGCAUUGUGAUUAGGAAUGAUGCUAAUGAUGAGUUUACCUUGAAUUUGUGAUAGUGGUAUUAAUUCGUGGAUAUUUUGAUUAGGUUCCCGAUUGUUCUGUCAGUUAGCAUUGAGAUUGAGUGCUCGGUUUUAUGCGAGUGAGGUAAGUAAAUUUAUGGUAAUUCCCGUACUGUUUUAAAAGCAUGUUUUGAUUUGUUUUUGAAAUGGUGGCAGGACUAAACCUGUUUUAUACAAGUAUGACUGAUUUGAAGUGAAAUGUUUUGUGCUUUUCAUGAAAUUGAGCAUGCCUACUUGAAAUUUGAGUGACUGUCCUGAUGAUCUGAAAGUGAUUGUGAAUCAUGAUUUUCCUGUUAACUUCUGCCUGUUUUGUCUCUGAUGUGGUCAUGUUAUUCGUGACCCUGCUAGUGGGGGAGGUUAUAAACGCUAGCACAUGUCAACAUGUUAGUGAAAGAGCCGGUUCGUUCAACCCAGCUAGUGGGGGUUAUACACCAACAAAUCGUGGUCCUGCUAGUGGGGAUUAUACACUGGCCGUGACCUAUAGAGGAGACGUCUAUUUCGUUCCCGUACUGUAUCCGUUUUGCGUGAUUGCACAUGUUGGCAUGCUAUAAGUUUGAUAAGGGGCACUCCAUAUUUUACUUACUGAGUUUAUCUCAUAGUUUUCCUUGUCCACCAUUUCAGGAAGUGAAACCGAGGACGGGGAAACCACGGGAAGUGACGAGUUAGAAGGCUAACCAUAUUGUAAUUGGAUAUAAAUUUUAGAUAUGAAUCAUGAUCUUGUAUUUGGAGAUUUUAUGAUAUUAGAGUAAAUUUUAAAGAUUUGAUCUUCAGAUUUUGGUGGUAUCAGAGUGUGUUAUGAUAAGUUCCGAGCCUUGUGCACUUGUGGGACCCGUCUCACGAGUGUACGGCGUCUGUCGCGUCCUCGGAUUUGGGUUCUGGAGUGUGACAUCUGGUUUGCCAAGUUUAGCACCACCAUCAGUGAAUUUGGUUUUACUUCUAGUCUUCAUGAUACUUCAUUGUUCAUACGCAAUACUAAUUAUGGUAUGGUUCUACUACUUUUUUAUGUUGAUGAUAUGAUCAUUACUAGGGAUGAUAUUUCAAGUAUGCAUGUUCUUAAGCAAUUCUCAGUCAUAAGUUUAAGAUGAAAGAUCUCAAUGCUUUGAGUUAUUUCUUGGGACUUGAGGUCACUUCUUCUGAUGAUGGUUAUCUUUUCUUCCAAACAAAAUAUGCUUCUAAUCUUAUAUCUAAAGCUGGACUCAUUGAUAGUAAGACUGCAUCUACUCCUCUUGAGCCAAAUGUUCGACUUACACCCAUGGAUGGCUCUCCAUUAGUUGAUCUUAUUCACUACAAAUAGUUAGUUGGAAGUUUGAUUUAUCUCACUACAACAUGACCAGACAUAACUUAUGCAGUUCAUGUUGUUAGUCAAUUUAUGCCUACACCUCACUUCACUCACCAUGCAGUAAUACUUCGCAUUAUUCGCUAUAUUAAAGGUACCAUUUUUCA
Messenger RNA from Rubroshorea leprosula, 2057 nucleotides. The record is from the annotation of a GenBank genome assembly. NCBI's taxonomy places the organism in Eukaryota, Viridiplantae, Streptophyta, Magnoliopsida, Malvales, Dipterocarpaceae.